GGCUCACAACCUGGAGCUCCCCACUCCACCAACCCGCCAUGGGUUCGGGUGCGUCUGGACCGUCUGCAGAGAAAGAACCGGAAGAACCGGAACCUGAGAUCCAAAUCACAGACUUGUCGGAGGAAGAGAAGAAACGGCUGGAUGAAGCGGUGAAGCAGGUGACCAAUGAAACCUUGGACCAGAUCCACAAGGAGCGCAAGUGGAAGGCAGCUGCUGAAGAGUUAAAGCCCAAGUUGAAGGCCCGGAAGUUUUCCACCGAAAAACCCGAGAAGACAGUGCUGUUCAUUAGCGAUGGCAUCCUCAGUUGGCCUGUAGCGGCCAGUGCGGUAAAGGAGGACGUGAUGGCCCUGUACUACGACGCUAAAGAACAGCACACGCUGUCGGAUGAUUUGGUGAGUGCCUUGAAAGAAGCUGAGAUCCCGGUGGCUUCGCUGGUGCACUUCGGAUGGAUGUUCCACGGCACCGAGAUGACGGGGGAACACAAGGAGGCGAAUUUGAAGUUCCUGGCUGCGUUGAA
Messenger RNA from Cladocopium goreaui, 517 nucleotides. The record is from the annotation of a GenBank genome assembly. Lineage: Eukaryota; Dinophyceae; Suessiales; Symbiodiniaceae.